This is a messenger RNA of Enterobius vermicularis (human pinworm), 1173 nucleotides long. The record is from the annotation of a GenBank genome assembly. NCBI's taxonomy places the organism in Eukaryota, Metazoa, Nematoda, Chromadorea, Rhabditida, Oxyuridae.
AUGAUACCUCUCCAAAUUACUCCAGAAAAUAAGGAAAAUUCUGAAAGACAGAAUGAAACAGUUAGCAGUGACCGCAUACGUCAGGCAGUUAGUCUGAGCGAAGUUACUAAUGUGAUGGAAACCGAAACGACUUCUGGCGAAGUAGUUCGAAAAAAAAGUAUCUUAGCAAAGAGACCGUAUCCGUUCGAUAAGGACGGCGAUAGUUCAAUUUGCAAUGAACUGGAGCUUAUAGAAAAUAAGAAGAGCUCUGCAGACAUUUUGGAAGAAUGUGAUAUUUCGGAAGAAUGUGAUAUUCCGGAAGAAUAUGAUAUUUCGGAAGAAUGUAUAGAAAAAGCCGACAAAGGUUCUUCCUCAGCAGUCCACGUAGACGAGUUUCCUCUCAACUUUAAAAUCCGCGAAGAACGCUUCGAUGUUGGAAAUUAUUUGGAAAAAAAUAGAGUUGCCUGGAAUAGGCGCGCUAAAAUUGUUGAUUGGCUGGUUGAGAUGCACAAUUGUUUAGACAUGUCAGAAGAUUCACUUUACACUGCCAUCAAGUUGACAGAUUUGUAUCUGGAUAGGACAGCUGACCAAAUAGAAAAUCAGAAUAUGGAGCUUGUCGGCAUAUGCGCUCUUUUCAUAGCUGGCAAAUUAUUGGAACAACGUGCACCUCCAGUUGACGACUUUGUCAGUAUCUGUGGAACCGGGUUUACUUGUAAUCAAAUACUGAAGAUGGAGAGGCAAGUACUUGAAGCUGUCAACUAUCGUUUAACAUAUCCUUUGGCUUGCCAGUUUCUUCAGGAAAUUUCAAAAGCAGUGCUGCUAGAUUCGACGACGCUGACUUUGGCUCGAUAUUAUUUGGAAACUUCUUUGUUGUUUUAUGAAUUUGUUGGAGUUCGAGGCAGCCUCAUGGCUUCAGCCUGUCUGCUGUUAGCUUUACGAUCGAGAGGACAUUAUGAUUGGAAUAUAGAGUUGGUAAAAAUUACUGGCUAUGAACUAGAAAACGUGGAGUCACUGAUGUGGACGAUUAAUCAUGCGCUGAUAAUGCGCUCCAAACUUUUUCCGACGCUAGGAGUUACGUUUCAAAAAUACAGCACCAUUGAAAGCCUUAGAGUCGCUGAAUUACCUUUUUUGGAUGACAUCUUUUGUCCAGCUGCACUUAUCGGACCACCUCCUGAACUGUCAUUCAAAAAGUAA